AAGUCAUUUUAGAGAAACAAAUAGGUCUUAGUUGGUAUCUUGCAGACCUGAUGAGAUGAAUUACAAACCAUUGACAAACAAAGCAGACGAUAGCUCGGUCACACUGGAACACUUUGCAGGUACUUUGAUGUUUAUUAUAUUAAAUAAUGUCUAUUAUAAAUGUUUUAGUUGACAAACGCAUUCAAGAGAGACAAAUUUUGUGUGUGUGUGUGUGUGUGCGUCCUGCAUUGACCUGCGGGUGGCGCUCUCUCGUCGUUCAUGCAUCUGUGUGUGUGUGUGGCCCCGUUGACCCCUUCCUCAAUGGAAUUUAAAAUGAUUAAAGACCCCGGAGACAUUAGAUAUUUUAUAAAUCAUUUUAGUCCGCGAAAUCGGACCCCGUUUUACAGACUUUGAGUCUCAAAAACCCCUUUGGACGUCCACGUGAACGAGGCCCAAAUGGUCCUAACUACAAGAUCACGUCUUCCCCCCCAAUUCUCUACUGAAGAAAAGCCAUUAAACGUGACAGAUUUUGGAGGGUCUCCGAGGCUUAAAACAGAAGAUCGCAGAGAGAGUGGGGCGGCAGGGUUGGAGAAGAUAAGGACACGAGGAGGAGACGAGGGAGGAAAGGAGGACAGGAAGCGCUGGGAUUUCCUCUGGAUGUGAAGCGGUUGUUCGCCUGCACUCGGCCACAGAGUCAGAGAGAGAGGAGCCGCUGCUUUGUGAGGUCUACAAGAGCUUUCAUUUUGUAGAUCUAGCUGGAAAAGGCAUUAGAUGUCAGAUUUUUUGGCGAGGGAGGGGCUUUUAUUUUGACAAAGUCAUUUGCCGAGAUUCUUUUAGAGAAACCCUAUAACUGCAUUUCCCUCGAGCUGUGGAUCAGAACCUCCUCUUCUCUAGGAGAAGGUCAGUGGCUUGGUCAGUUUCGGCCCCCUUGUUCCGGGGGAGGGGAGGAGACAUGUAAGUGACCUCGCCCCCCCGCCCCCCCCCCUCCUUAUCUACUGAGCUCAGUCACCUGUUAACAACAGAAGCGAGCACCUUGAGGAGACACCAUGCUGCGUUGCGUUCUCCAGCGGGCCAACAACCUCAGGCACUCGGACCCUCUGGUCAGCGUCACAUUCAGAGGGUCCAAGAAAAAGACAAAGAUCAUCAAGAACAACCCCAACCCCGUCUGGAACGAGGGUUUCGAAUGGGACCUGAAGGGGAUCCCGCUGGACUCGUGCGCCGAGGUCCACUGCGUCGUCAAGGACCACGAGAAGAUGGGGAGGAACAGGUUCCUGGGGGAAACUCGGCUCGGCCUCAGAGACGUUCUCAACUCUCCCAACCUGGCCGCCACCUUCACCGUGUCCCUGCUGGACACCAAGAGGAACAUCACAGGGGCCACGCUGACCCUGCAGGUCUCCUACGUCCCCCCCCCGGGGUCGGCUCCAGUGUUCCAGCCCCCCUUCCAGCACGAGACUCCGCCCCAUAACAGCAACCCCAACGUGGAGAUGGACACGGUCACCAUGAUUUCUCUGGACACGCUGGGGGAGGAGGACACGGAGAGCAUGAUCAUGCUGGAGCCGCCGGAGGACCAGGGCCCCGACGACGGGCGCUCCAUGGUCAUCGUGGGGCCCCAGGGGCCCCCGGGCCGGGAGUCCCCCACGGCGCAGGCGCCGAAGCGCUCGCCGCCCUCCUACAACACCCCCGGCGGGGGGCUGAGGAAGAGGAGGAGGGGCGCCAGCGGUCAGCCGAAACCGCUGGCCGACAAACCGCAGGACUUGCAGGUCCGCGUGCGGGUCAUCGAGGGCCGACAGUUGCCGGGCAUCAACAUCAAGCCCGUUGUCAAGGUAACGGUGGCCGGGCAGACCAGGAGGACCCGCAUCAGAAAGGGCAACAACCCCGUCUUCGACGAGACGUUCUUCCUCAACUUCUUCGAGACUCCAUCGGACUUGUUCGAUGAACCGAUCUUCAUCACCGUGUGUGACUCCCGCUCACUCAGAACGGAUGCUGUGAUCGGUGAAUUCAAGUUGGAUGUGGGCACCGUCUACCAUGAGCACAGGCACUGCUUCUUGAGGAAAUGGCUGCUGCUCUGUGAACCCGACGACCUCUCUGCCGGGGUCAAAGGUUACCUGAAGGUCAGCCUGUUGGUUUUGGCCGCUGGAGACGAGCCGCCGGCCGAUAAACGCGUGUGCGUUGAAGACAAAGAAGACAUAGAAGCAAACCUGCUGAGGCCGGCCGGUCUGUCUCUGCGAGGAGCCACGUUCACCCUGAGGAUCUUCAGAGCCGAAGACCUGCCGCAAAUGGACGACGCCUUCGUGGAUGGCAUGAGGCAGAUUCUCGGCUUUGACAGCAACAGGAAGAACCUGGUGGAUCCUCUGGUGGAGAUCCACUUUGCUGGAAAAACUGACCGCACUAAGACUAUGGAGAAGAACGCCAACCCACAGUGGAACCAGAGCCUGGCCAUGCCCAUCAGGUUUCCCUCCAUGUGUGAGAAGAUGAGGAUCCGGAUCCUGGACUGGGACAGAGCCAGUCACAAUGACGUCAUCGGCACCACCCACCUCUGUAUGUCUAAGAUCUCCGCCCCCGGUGGCGAGAUAGACGAUGACGUGACUCCACGGACCGUCCACUCCGGCAUUGACGACAGUCUGGGUUUCCUGCCGACGUUCGGCCCGUGUUUCGUGAACCUGUACGGCAGCGCGCGGGAGUUCACCGCCUUCAACGACCCUCACGAGGCGCUCAACCUCGGAAAAGGGGAGGGCGUGGCCUACCGGGGUCGAGUUCUACUGGAGCUGACGACCAAACUGACGGACAAGCCGGAGCAGAAAACCGAAGACAUCCCAUCGGACGACCUGCUGGUGGUGGAGAAGUUUCUCCGGAAGCGGAAGUACUCCCUCUUCGUGGCGUUCUACUCGGCCACGCACCUGCAGGACGUCGACGACGCCGUCCAGUUUGAGGUCAGCGUCGGCAACUACGGCAACAAGUUCGACUACACCUGCCUGCCCCUGGCCUCCACCACCCAGUUCAGCAGGGCCGUGUUCGACGGCUGCCACUACUACUACCUCCCCUGGGGGAACGUUAAACCGGUGGUGGUUCUGUCUUCAGCGUGGGAAGACAUCAAGCCGAGGAUCGAGGCUCUCAACAUGCUGCUGGCCAUCAUAGAGCGGCUGGAGGCGAACCUGCAGCGGGUGCAGCUGGAGGUGAAGGCGGGGGGCGAUCUGGAGGAGGUGGAGCUCCGAGUGGUGGAGCUGUUGGAUCAGCUCAUCGCGGACUGCAGUGAAGAGCUGCCCUCCAUCGACCAGUGGCAGUGUGCGACCCCGCUGGACCGCUCGCUGAGGCACGUCCGUUCUCUCCACCUGCAGCAGAUCGUGGCGGCGGCGCAGGCCCUGAAGUACGGGGACGCCACCGAGCUGUCCGCGGUGCUGGAGCAGGCCGAGGACUGGGCCGGCCGGCUGAGGACGAUCGCCGAGGAGCCUCAGAACAGCCUCCCGGACAUCGUGAUCUGGAUGCUGCAGGGCGACCGCCGGGUGGCGUACUACCGCAUCCCGGCGCACACCGUCAUCUUCUCCCAGCAGCACUGUGGGAAGCACUGCGGACAGCUGCAGACCGUCUUCCUCAAGAACCCGCAGGGCAGCGGCGGAGAGGCCAAACUACCGGGUCAGCUGAGGGUCAAAGUCUGGUUCGGCCUGGCCGCCGAUGUCAAACACUUCAACCAGUACGCCGAAGGGAAGCUGUCGGUCUUCGCCGAGACGUACGAGAACCAGACCCGACUCGCCCUGGUGGGCAGCUGGGGAACUACAGGUCUGACCUACCCGAAGUUCAGCGACCUCACCGGACGAGUGAAGCUGCCCAAAGAGAGCUUCAAACCCUCUCCGGGCUGGACCUGGACCGGAGACUGGUACAUCAGCCCCGAGAAGACACUGCUGUAUGACGUGGACGCCGGUCACAUGACCUUCACAGAGGAAGUGUUUGAAAACCAGAUGAGGUUGCCGGGCGGACAGUGGAUCGGCAUGCCGGAGGGGUACACGGACGUGAAUGGGGAGAAGGCGGUGCCAAAGGACGAGGUGGAGUGUCCGUCCCCAGGGUGGGUUUGGGAAGAGGUGGAGUGGAGCGAAGAUCUCAACAGGGCCGUGGAUGAUCAAGGCUGGGAGUACGGCAUCCCCAUCCCUCCGGACCGCCGGCCCAAGUCCUGGGUGCCGGCAGAAAAGAUGUACCACACCAACCGGAGACGCAGGUGGAUACGAAUGAGACGGCGGGACCAGCAGAAGAUGGAGGCUCUCCGGAAGCACCGUCCGGACGAGGCGGAGAGGGAGGGCUGGGAGUACGCCUCGCUGUUCGGCUGGAGGUUCCACCUGAAGCCGAGGAAGACGGACAGCUUCAGGAGGCGCAGGUGGAGGUACCGCAUGGAGCCGCUGGAGAAGACGGGACCGGCCGCCAUCUUUGCUCUGGAGUGUUCCCUGAGCACCAUAGAGGACAAGAACGAAGACAAGUCCGUCACCACCACGUUCGGAGUCAACAGACCGACCAUUUCCUGUUUCUUUGACCGCGGAACCCGCUACCACCUGCGCUGCUACCUGUACCAAGCCAGAGACCUGCUGGCCAUGGACAAAGACAGCUUCUCAGACCCCUACGCCAUCGUCUCCUUCCUCCACCAGUCCCAGAAAACGGUGACGGUGCGCAACACCCUGAACCCCACGUGGGACCAGACGCUCAUCUUCUACGAGGUGGAGAUCUUCGGCGACCUGGAGGCCACGAUGGCGGCUCCGCCCAACGUGGUGGUGGAGCUGUACGACCAGGACACAUACGGGGCGGAUGAGUUCAUGGGCCGCUGCGUGUGCCGGCCCUCCCCGACCUCCCCGCCGCGCCUGGCCUGGUUCCCCGUCCGCAGACAGGACAGGAGCGCCGGCGAGCUGCUGGCCGCCUUCCAGCUGAUCCGCAGAGAAAAGCCGGCGGUUCAUCACAUCCCGGGUCAGGAGGGAGACUUCCUGACCUCCAGCCACGUUCUGGACGAGCUGAUGUUUCCAGGGUUCCUCCCUGAGAGCCUGCAGCAAUGGCCGGAGGAGUCGGACCUCCCCCCGCCGCCCUCUCAGAGGGAACCCAACGUCUUCGUGGUCCCUCAGGGGAUCAAACCCGUGCUGCAGAGGACCGCCAUCGAGAUCUUGGCGUGGGGCGUCCGCAACCUGAAGAGCUUCCAGCUGGCCAGCAUCACCUCCCCGAGCCUGCAGGUGGAGUGCGGCGGCGUCACGGUCCAGAGCUGCGUCAUCCGCAGCGUGAAGAAGAAGCCCAACUUUGACGUCAACACGCUCGUCCUUGAUGUGAGGCUUCCCCGCGAGGAGCUCUACAUGCCGCCCAUCGUCAUCCGAGUCAUCGACAACCGCCAGUUCGGGAGGAAGCCCGUGGUCGGCCAGUGCACCAUCCGCUCGCUGGAGGAGUACCGGUGCGCCCCGGCCCCGGGGGGGGCGGAGGAGGAGCAGGAGCAGGAGGAGGAGGAGCAGCAGCAGUGGAGACGUGAGACGCCCCAGCUCGUCGGCGGGGAGGUUUUCAUCGACAUCGACGACGAGGAGCCGCUCGUGGCCGACCAGCUGGCGGACGGAUCCGGCUCCGCUAUCAUUAACCUUUCCGCCUCUUGUUCCAGCCUCCAUGAGGAGGAGUUCAUGGACUGGUGGAGCAAGUUCUACGCCUCGACCGGGGAGAAGAAGAAGUACGGCACGUACCUGGAGAGAGGCUUGGACACGCUGCAGGUGUACGAGCGGGAGUUGGAGAAGGUCGAGGGCUUCGAGGGCCUCUCUGAUUUCUGUCAGACUUUCAAGCUGCAAAGAGGAAAGACUCAGGAGGACGGCGAGGACCCCUCAGUGGUGGGCGAGUUCAAGGGCAUGUUUAAGAUCUACUCGCUGCCGGACGACCCCUCCGACCCCGCCCCCCCCCGGCAGUUCAGGAAGCUCCCUCCCAACGGCACCGAGGAGUGUUUGGUCCGGGUCUACGUCGUCCAGGCUCAAGGGCUGCAGCCCAAAGACGCCAACGGGAAGUGUGACCCCUACGUGAAGAUCACUUUGGGGAAAAAGACCGUCAGCGACCACGAGAACUACAUCCCGAGCACGCUGGAACCCGUCUUUGGAAAGAUGUUCGAGCUCCACUGCUCCCUCCCGAUGGAGAAGGACCUCCGGGUGAUGCUGUACGACCACGACAUGCUGACCAAAGACGAGAAGAUCGGAGAGACGCUGAUCGACCUGGAGAACCGCUUCCUGUCCCGACACGGCGCCGCCUGCGGCCUGCCGCAGUCCUACUGCGUGUCCGGGAUAAACCAGUGGCGCGACCAGCUGACGCCGCGGCAGCUGCUGCACCGAGUGUGUGAGCGCCGCAACCUGAGAAAGCCCGUCUACCAGGAGGACGCCGUCCUCUUCAGGGGAGACCGCUACACCGCCGCCGAUCUGGUGGAGGACAAAAACGUGUCCAAACGCCACCUGGGUCCACUGAAGGAGCGACUGUCCCUCCUCAUCUUGAGGAAGCUGGGACUUGUCCCGGAACAUGUGGAGACCAGAGUUCUGUACAGCCCCCUCCAGCCUGACAUAGAGCAGGGGCGGCUGAUGAUGUGGGUGGACCUGUUCCCCAAAUCGCUGGGACCCCCCGGCCCCCCCUUCAACGUCACGCCGCGCAAGGCUAAGAAGUUCUUCCUGCGCUGCAUCAUCUGGAACACCAGCGACGUCAUCCUGGACGACGUCAGCGUGACCGGGGAGAGGAUGAGCGACAUCUACGUCAAGAGCUGGCUGGACGGCCACGAGCACAACAAGCAGAAGACGGACGUCCACUACCGCUCUCUGGCUGGGGAGGGAAACUUCAACUACAGGUUCCUGUUCCCCUUCCACUACCUGCCUGCAGAGCAGCUGUGCGUGGUCGACCGCAAGGAACACUUCUGGAGUCUGGACAAGGCCGAGACCAAACUGGCUCCAAAGCUCACCCUGCAGAUCUGGGACAACGACAAGUUCUCCUUCGACGACUACCUCGGUCACCUGGCGAUGGACCUGAACCGCAUGCCGCGUCCGUCCAAGUCGGCGGAGAAGUGCAACCUGCGGCUGCUGGAGAGGCUGCCGCAGGUGUCCCUCUUCGAGCAGAAGACGGUCAAAGGCUGGUGGCCCUGCACCUGCGAGCAGAACGGACAGAAGGUCAUCGCGGGGAAGGUGGAGAUGUCCCUGGAGAUCGUGACGGAGCAGGAGCACGAGGAGAGGCCCGCCGGCGUGGGCAGAGACGAACCCAACAUGAACCCCCACCUGGAGGAGCCUCAGCGUCCAGAGACCUCCUUCCUGUGGUUCUCCUCCCCCUAUAAGACCCUCCGGUUCAUCCUGUGGAGGCGGUUCAAGUGGUACAUCCUCAUCGGCAUCCUUCUCUUCCUCCUCCUCCUCUUCCUCGGCGUCUUCCUCUACUCCUUCCCGAACUACGCCGCCAUGAGGAUGGUGGCGCCUUUCGGGCCCGCGAAGGCUGCAGAGUGAUGAAGAAGAUGAUGAUGAAGAUGUUGAGAGAGACGAGCUAAAGAACAACGUCCAGUGUGAAUUCAGUCUAAAUUGAACUGAUUUAUUCUUCUUCCUCUUCUUUGAACGGAUUCUUUGAUCUUGUUGAAGUUGUGAGUAAUAAAUGUGUGUGUGUGUGUGUGUGUGUGUUUCCUCCUCACUGUACUGGAUGCAUCCUCUGCAUGUUUUAGGGCUCCAAAGGUUCAACCUUUGUGAAGAAGAACCUGAAAGAAUCUCUGAAUCGUCUUUACGGUGCCUUCAGGUGCAAUCUGAAAUCAGAGAUAUGUUCUUUUCCUCUUCCUUUAUCGAUGCUCUCCCGUUCUCCUUCCUUUCCUUUGUUUCCUUAUCUCUCCUCCUUACUUCCUCUGCGUGUCUUUCGGGCCUUUUGAGAAUGUUCUUUGCUUACUUCCCCUUCUUCUUUGCUUUUUCUUCUCCUAGACAUUAUUAUUACAUAUAUUAUAUCACGUAUUUAAAAGAGCUUUUCACGUCCUGCUGGUGUGAAUCAACCAGCAUGGUCAUUGGACAACUUGAUUUGACAAUCGCCUGCCUUUAUUGGUAAAAGAAGCUGUGUUUUCCCCGAUGUCUUCCCAGCCAGUGAAUGCACCGUGCCUUUAGCCUCCCGCUUUGUGGCCUUUACAUCCGUAACACUCCUUCUCAUGUGACGUUAGUUCUGACUUCCAGCUGCCUUCAUGGAGCUUGUUGCCGUCUCAGUGAAGGUUGACUUGUGGAAAUGUCUCUUUAAAGGAAUAGUUUGACAUCCCAUUGUCAUAAAUAUUAGGAACAUUUGACAAAAUGUCAAACUGUUUCUCCAGUGGACGAGUGAAUGUAGGCCCUCUGAAUUAAUACCAAAAGUCCAAAACAUAACUAACAAAGUUUUAUAUGCUCAAAAAUGCAUGUUUACUAAUCUCUAAAGACGUGCAUUUGGAACUGCAAACAAAUUGGUUUUAGAUCCGUGUCAAACUGUUGUUAUUGUAAAAGGAAGUUGAACAUGACUCACAGUAUUGAUGAUAUUUCAAUGUAUUUUAGUAGAAACAGGCUGGAUAUAUUCCCCCAAAACAUGUAUUUGAACUCAUAUCUACAAUAAGCAAUACUCUGUGCACCGCAUUGUGUCGAUAUUAUCAAUAAAACUGCAAUUCUG
Messenger RNA from Pungitius pungitius (ninespine stickleback), 8592 nucleotides. It is a transcript of the gene dysf, whose product is annotated as dysferlin, limb girdle muscular dystrophy 2B (autosomal recessive). Lineage: Eukaryota; Metazoa; Chordata; Actinopteri; Perciformes; Gasterosteidae. Gene Ontology annotation, cellular component: cytoplasmic vesicle; T-tubule; membrane. Gene Ontology annotation, biological process: macrophage activation involved in immune response; T-tubule organization; vesicle fusion. The record is from RefSeq and is a predicted model, not a curated record.